CGGCGGCCAUGCUUCAUUUCGGCGAGUCGGUGUGAUGGUGUUGGUGUUCGUGGUGUCUGUCUGUGUGAACGUCUGAACUGUGUUGUUGACUUCUGGUGGUGGUGGUGGUGCUGCUGCUGCGCGUGGAGCAGGACGAGGGGGGAAAGGGAAAAAAAACUCUUGGCACCUUAAUAACGCCAAGACUAAUAGAACUCGUAAGAGCCAAGAGGCGAUAUACAGGCUUAGGUGAAGAGCAAAGAGAAGUAAUGGCAGAUAUCAGCUUGAGUGAGGCGGAGAAGCGAUACAUUGUGGAUGGAGUGAAGCUGGGCAUUCGUGUGGAUGGGCGGGAGCGGCUGGACUACCGGCAGCUGGAGAUUGAGACAGGCCUGGUGUCUACUGCCAAUGGGUCAGCACGAGUGCGCCUCGGCUGUACAGAUGUUCUGAUCACCGUCAAGAUGGAGAUGGAACCGCCACCACCGCAGCAGCCCAACGAUGGACAGAUACACUUCUUUGUCAACUGCUCAGCCAAUGCGGCCCCAGAGUUUGAAGGUCGAGGUGGAGAGGACUUGGCUACCAGCCUGAGUGCAAUGCUGGACCGCCUCUACUCCUCCCCUCUGUCCCUUGACACAAGCAGGCUGUGUGUGGUGCCUGGCAAGCAUGUCAAGGUGCUCUAUGUGGAUGUGGAGAUUCUAGAAUGUGGUGGGAACUUGUUUGACACAGUGAGCCUGGGAGUGAAGGCAGCACUGUGGGCCACCAGGAUGCCUAGAAUAUACAUCACUGGUGAGGAUGGAGGAGAGCUGGAGUUCAUGGUGUCAGACAACCCUCAAGAAGUUGACAGAGUGGAUGUGUCCAAUGCUCCAAUCCUCAUCACACACUUGAGGAUAACAGAAAACUUGACAGUGAUUGACCCAACCCCUGAGGAAGAGUGCUGUGGGCCUGUGCAGGUGGUGGUUGGUGUCACUCCCAAGGGCCUCAUCACCACCACACAGCAGUUGGGAGCUGGGACUUUCGCACCGCAGACUCUUUCAGCUUCUCUCAAAAUUCGGCUCAGUAGUCUAGAGGCUGAGGUGGGACGCCUGCAACACCGGGGCCGCCAGCUGGACCACCAUCUGUCGAGAGUCUUGGCACAGGGGUCGCUGCUCACUUCCACCAUUGAUGACUUCCACCUGAGACUCGAUGCCUUGGCGAGGUCUCACAAGGCGUUGACUCGUGCGGCGCAACAGAAUCCCAAACCUUCUGGAUACUGUGUGAAAAACCAUGGAGAGGUGAUCAGUGACUGAGGUGGAAGACGAGAAAGCAAGUGUACAGCAGGUCACCCACCGGAUCCUCAGUGAUGAGUGGUGUGGUCUUCAGGAUGGAACACUGCAGCCACUAUGGUGUGAUGUGAGCACCAGAGCACCGUGUCUCGUCAGGUGGCUGAAAGGAUACACUGUGUCAGCAAGGGAGUUCCCACCCAAUCACCACCACCUUGCCAUUCCAGAAGGAGCCAUGCAUGCCUCAAUGUGGUCAAGGAGGCAGCAAGGACGUCACUCAUCUACCUUGAGGAUUUGAGGACUUGGUGAGCACUGAGUGCCAACACAGCUUUCAGAGCAGCAAGCCACGGUAAUGAGGAGAAUGCUGGCCCAGGAUGCUGAAGUGCCUUCAUCAGCUGAGUUGGACAUCAUAGCCUAUAUAAUCCUGGUGAAGCAUGCCACACUCCCAAGAGGUAACCCCUGCAAUGAGUGGCACCUAAGCAGAAGAUGCAGCAUCCUGUGCAGGAGAAGACAGCUGUAGGGGUGACUGAAAAGUAUCGUGGUCCAGGAAGAGGUUUUGUCAUAUCUCCUAAGUACAAGACAACCCUGGUGAAAUCAGCUUGCCUGGUACUAUAUGGCAGGUGGCUGCCUUACACACUCCAGGGUAAUGUUUGGGGCAUCACAUCUGCCUUCCUGUGAAACCAGCCUUUAGGAGGCCUUCUUAUUAGAGGAUGUCCACUACAGUCUCACUCACUGUGAAGUGGUUCUGUAGCAGCAAAUGGAUGAGGUAAGGUGAAGAGGGGGCUUGGCCAGGCCCAGCAAUGAGAUAGCACUACUGCCAGCAAGUGUGGGAGGCCACAUAUGUGCCCAGAGGGUGUGGCUGUACAAGCCUUGCUAGGCAGUUGUGUGCAUCAUCACACUGGAGAGGUGCCUGAGCUGGGACCCGCCAGUUGGUGGAAGAUCCUGAGUGAAAUCCUAUUGCGAAUGUUGCUCUCACCUCCUGGGAAUCGGAUAAAAAUAGUUUUAAUUUCAAAUAAUUAGAUUACUUACAUACUCAUGACAAAAGCAAAAAAAACAGCCAGGCUGGACUGAUUUGUCAAGUAGAUAUCCAAGAUGCCUUACAGGAAGUAAUGCGCUCUAGGCUCAAAAUAGUGUACAGUUGUUUUUAUCGUGAACCUGUGUCACCUACAAGACAAGAUUUAAAAAAUCAUGGAUAAAUCUGAGCAGAAAAUUGAUU
Molecule: messenger RNA, 2448 nt
Organism: Portunus trituberculatus (swimming crab)
Lineage: Eukaryota; Metazoa; Arthropoda; Malacostraca; Decapoda; Portunidae
Product: exosome complex exonuclease RRP42-like
Exons: 8
Coding region: 246-1259 (337 amino acids)
Biological process (GO): TRAMP-dependent tRNA surveillance pathway; nuclear polyadenylation-dependent rRNA catabolic process; exonucleolytic trimming to generate mature 3'-end of 5.8S rRNA from tricistronic rRNA transcript (SSU-rRNA, 5.8S rRNA, LSU-rRNA)
Cellular component (GO): cytoplasmic exosome (RNase complex); nuclear exosome (RNase complex)
Source: RefSeq, a predicted model, not a curated record